This is a messenger RNA of Plectropomus leopardus (leopard coralgrouper), 2093 nucleotides long. RefSeq names its product transmembrane phosphatase with tensin homology (gene tpte). Gene Ontology annotation, cellular component: cytosol; membrane. Gene Ontology annotation, molecular function: phosphatidylinositol-3,4,5-trisphosphate 3-phosphatase activity; monoatomic ion channel activity. Lineage: Eukaryota; Metazoa; Chordata; Actinopteri; Perciformes; Serranidae. The record is from RefSeq and is a predicted model, not a curated record. Gene Ontology annotation, biological process: dephosphorylation; transmembrane transport; monoatomic ion transport.
AGAUGAGAGAGGGCUGCUGCAGCCUGCUGGCUAGUUACUUUUUAAGAUAAUACGCUACUAGUGGUUCAGAGAGACCUGCACAUGAGGGCUACAGACGGAUUCUCGGUCCGUUUUCUAGCAUGUGAGUAGUUUUGAGCAGAAAAGAUGACUAAAGAGUAACGACGGGGGAAAAAAGGCCGAUCGUUGGAGCUCCAGGAAGUCCCAAACCGCUACGUUUGCAAAAACGGAGAGGGAUAGUGGAUGGACAGAAAGAAAAAAACUACCCGGUUAACCUUUGAACCGUCUUCCUUUGUCCUCGCAAGAAGAAGUCACAAGACUAAAUCCCGUAUAAUUUCACGAAUGACAGCCCUAACGGUAAGCAGGCGGUGAGAGUUUGGAGUGUUUUUUGGGGGGUAAUUUGGUUUCAGCUGAUAAACAAACAGUCCAAGGGGAAGAAGGGACGGUGGGAAGGUGCUUGAACCAGAGGAGCUGAAAAGCGAAGUGAAACUACACGUUCAGAGCAAAACGAGAAGGAAGACACACACACACCAUGUCCUCUGUCUAUUUCAACCCAGGGUCUGAUUCAGGUGUAAAUGGGAACGUUGCAAAGAUGGAGGACGCCAAAGUGGAGAUUGACGAUGGAAAGGAUCAGAGUGUGGUGCCAGACACAAUGUAUCACAAUAUCCGGAAGAAGAUAGAACCUUUUGUUAUGUCUUUUGGAUUUCGUGUGUUUGGAGUGAUACUGAUCCUAGUGGACUUUGUGCUGGUGAUUGUGGACUUGUCCCUGCCAUUGAAGAGCAGAGAUGUUGGAGAUGCUAUAGAGGCCGUGUCCCUUAUCAUCUCCUUCUUUUUUCUUGCUGACGUCCUCCUUCGGGUCUAUGUGGAAGGGUUCAAAGUUUACUUCAGCUCCAAGCUUAACAUCGUAGAUGCGUGUGUUGUGGUGGUCACGCUGGUUGUCACCAUGAUCUACACCUUCACUGACCUGUCAGGAUCCAGUCUCAUCCCCAGGGUGGUGACAUUCUUGCGUUUCCUGCGAAUAAUCAUCCUGGUGAGGGUCUUCAGACUGGCAGCUCAGAGGAAAGAGCUGGAGAAAGUCACCAGGAGGAUGGUGUCUGAGAACAAGAGACGUUAUCAGAAGGAUGGAUUUGACCUUGACCUUACCUACGUCACAGACCGUGUCAUCGCCAUGUCUUUCCCCUCCUCCGGGAAGCAGUCAUUCUACAGGAAUCCAAUCAGGGAGGUGGCGAGGUUCCUGGACACUAAGCAUGAAGGGCACUAUAAAGUUUACAACCUGUGCAGUGAGAAAGGAUAUGACCCCCAGUUCUUCCACUACAAGGUUGAAAGGGUCUUCAUUGAUGACCACAAUGUGCCCUCCUUGGAGGACAUGCUGAAAUACACAGCAAAUGUGAGGGAUUGGAUGUCUGCUGAUCCCAAGAACAUCAUCGCUAUUCACUGUAAAGGAGGGAAAGGACGCACAGGUACGAUGGUGUGCACCUGGUUAAUUGACAGUGACCAGUUUGAGAGUGCACAGGACAGUCUGGAGUAUUUUGGUGAGAGGAGGACAGACAAGAGUCGCAGCUCCAAAUUUCAGGGAGUAGAGACUCCCUCUCAGAGCCGGUACGUCGGGUACUACGAGGUCAUGAAGACCAAGUUCAACAGACAGUUGCCUCCACCUCAGAGCCUCAGGAUCAAGAGCAUCCGCAUCCACUCCAUAGCAGGUGUGGGUAAAGGUGAUGGUAGUGAUCUAAAGGUGAAGAUAAUUGUGAAGAAAGAACUGGUGUUUCAGUGUGUAUGUGCAAAACAGGAGAACUGCAAAGUGUUCCCUGAUGUGGGCAGUAAUGCAGCAGUCAUCAGCCUACAGAACGGGCCUGUGGUUGAAGGGGAUGUAAAGGUCAUGUUUGAAUCGAGUGCUGGUCUUCCGAAAGGUUAUGAGGAUGUCCCGUUCUACUUCUGGUUCAAUACCUCCUUCAUAGAGGAGAACAAGCUGAUUCUAACCAGGGAAGAGCUGGACAACCCGCACAAACCCAAGACCUGGGACCUGUACAAGGAGGACUUUGGUGUCACUAUGUUCUUCUCAGAACCCUAAUAAAAGCCUUUUAGAAAGAUGAAUAGGA